This is a messenger RNA of Desarmillaria tabescens, 309 nucleotides long. RefSeq lists its product as uncharacterized. Bases 1 to 309 code for a protein of 102 amino acids. The transcript has 3 exons. Lineage: Eukaryota; Fungi; Basidiomycota; Agaricomycetes; Agaricales; Physalacriaceae. The record is from RefSeq and is a predicted model, not a curated record.
AUGUCUGCCCCAGAAACCAAAUUCGCACCUACCCAAUCCUCCUCCGUCCUCGGCGGACAAAUCGUCGGUCGUACCCCUCGCGAGGCUGCUCCUCCUGCCGCCUUGAAGCUCCGUCUUGACCUUAACCUCGAAGUUGAGAUUGCCAUCCAGGCAAAGGUUAAUGGUGACAUUACCUUGUCGCUCCUUAAAUGCGCUGUUGCGUAUGAGGAGAUGGUGUUGGGUGUGCAGUCGUCGUUUCGAGGCGGUGAUAGCCCCUAUACCUCAUCUUCCCUCUUCCCUGUCCAACGCCAACCUCUUAGUCGUAUUUAG